This is a messenger RNA of Pectinophora gossypiella (pink bollworm), 726 nucleotides long. RefSeq lists its product as uncharacterized. Bases 1 to 726 code for a protein of 241 amino acids. Lineage: Eukaryota; Metazoa; Arthropoda; Insecta; Lepidoptera; Gelechiidae. Gene Ontology annotation, molecular function: nucleic acid binding. The record is from RefSeq and is a predicted model, not a curated record. The transcript is spliced from 2 exons.
AUGGAGCUGGAUGGAGGCAAAACAGCUGUUGGACUUAUCCAGAUCGCAGCAAAAUCUCUACCAGACACAGAAAAAUACAGGAGUUUUCAAUUACCACACCAGGUAAAACAGGAACUGCGCUGGUGGCUUCAAAAUUUGACAAAAACGUCGACAAUACAAACUGCCCCACCAUCAGCCUUCGUAGCCACCGAUGCCUCGGACAUCGGCUGGGGCGCAAUAGUAGACAACAAACAUCUGUCAGGUUGCUGGAACAGCUCUCAGGUACAUUGGCACUGCAAUCGAAAAGAGCUUUGGACACUAUUAGAAGUACUGCAAAGAGAGUCGGAACAACUCCGAGGAAAAACCAUUUUGUUUCAAACAGACAACCGGACUGCAGCCUCGUAUAUACGAAAACAAGGUGGUACAAAAUCCAUGACUCUCCUGAACAUCGCAACCAAAAUUUUGAACUUAGCCCUACUGCACGAGAUCACAAUAGUACCAAAGUAUCUACCGGGCAGGUACAACGGUCUUGCCGACAGUUUAUCCAGACUGAAAACUCAACAGGAGUGGCACCUCGAUUCAAUGACCCAGCAAGCAAUUUUCCAAAGGAUGGGGCUUCCGACAAUCGACCUGUUUGCGACAAACGCGUCCGCAGUAGUCCCCAGAUACGUAAGCGAGGACCAGAAAGACACCAUGAGCGAGUUCACGGACGCACUCAGCAGACCGUGGAAUUACGACCUGGGUUGA